AUGUCUGUUACUGGAAUGGAAGUUGCUAAGGGUACCAUACGAGUAUUUUUGAAUAGUGCUGUUGGUAACGACGCUACUGGACGAAAUGUACUGGAUGAGAUUGAGAGGAAUGGUGUGGACAUAUCCCAAGUACAAAUCUUUGAUGGCCAAAAGAGUGGCACCUGUGUUGUCCUAGUCGAGACAAACACUGGUGCGAGUAGAUUCAUCGUAUUCCAGGGAGCUACCAAGAGCUGGAAAUUUCAUGGCUCUGGCUCAGUGAACUUGAUGGCAGGUGGCUCCCUCCCAGAUCUCAUCAUCGCACAUUUGUCAGUUCCUCACGAUGAGUUACUUCAGGUUCUAGAAGCGGCCCAUGAACAAGGUAUAGAGACAAUAUUGGACCCGUCACCCAUUGGGCGUCUAGAUCCUUCUGUCUUCCCCAAAAUUACGCAUCUGGUCAUGAAUGAAAGCGAGACAGCCCUGCUUUCCGAAUGUGGUAUCCACGACUUGCACGACAUGGUCUCUUGUAGAGUGGCUGCAGAAUACUUCUUGUUAUUAGGCGUCAAGAACGUGAUAAUUACCCUUGGUGCUAAAGGAGCUUAUUUUGCAACCCAUGUUGGAGAAAGAGGGGCCGCCAUACUUUUUCUUGGCACAUAUGCGGUUGAAUAUGUUCAACAGAAACAAAAAGGGAAUUGGGAUAUUAAGAAGGCAGUCACCCGUGCUUGUCGAGCUGCAGCUCGCACUAUUGAGAGUCUCGGAGCACAAGAAUCCAUUCCAUGGGCGAAUGAGAUAGACUCGGAAUAG
Mollisia scopiformis is the source of this 780-nucleotide messenger RNA. Its product is annotated as Ribokinase-like protein. The record is from RefSeq and is a predicted model, not a curated record. Bases 1 to 780 code for a protein of 259 amino acids. Lineage: Eukaryota; Fungi; Ascomycota; Leotiomycetes; Helotiales; Mollisiaceae. The transcript is spliced from 3 exons.